AUGACUAGCGGAUCAGAAGAACCCCUAGAUAUCCCCACGUUUGAGGAUGUGAAAGAGGCUUCAGAGAUUCUAAAUGGUGUGGCAAAUCGGACUCCUGUCAAUACCAGUCGAACACUCGAUGAAGAACUUGGAGUCAAGUGUUUCAUGAAAUGCGAAAACUUCCAAAGAAUGGGAGCCUUCAAAUUCAGAGGCGGAUACAAUGCUCUUUAUCAUUUGUCCCAAGAGGGAAAAGGAAAAUCAGUUGUGACCUACUCAAGUGGUAACCACGCACAAGCGGUGGCACUUUCGGCAUCUUUGCUCGAUAUGGAUGCUACCAUUAUUAUGCCGUUGGAUGCACCCAAGAACAAAGUUGCAGCCACGAAAGGCUAUGGCGGAAAUGUAAUUUUCUACGACCGAUACAAAGAGGAUCGUGUGGCCAUUGCCAAGGAAAAAGCAAAGGCAGGAGCCACCAUCAUUCCACCAUACGAUCACAAACACGUUGUGGCAGGUCAAGGAACGGCUGGAAAAGAGCUAUUAGAAGAGUUGCUGGAUAGAGGUAUCACACUAGACUAUCUCUUUGUUUGUGUUGGAGGGGGCGGUUUGAUCAGUGGGUGUUCACUUGCUGCUGGUGAGCUGGCACCCAACUGCAAAGUUAUUGGGGUAGAGCCAGAAGCUGGCAAUGAUGCCCAACGGUCAUUGGAGACAGGCCAAAUUGUGACGAUCCAACCGCCAAAGACCAUUGCCGAUGGUGCCCAAACACCAUUUAUUGGCAAGAUUCCAUUUGAGAUUAUUAAGAAGAGAGUCGAGAAGAUUAUCACUGUUUCCGAUGAGGAACUCAUCCAAGGCAUGAAAUACUUUGGUGAGCGCAUGAAAAUGAUAGUAGAACCCACUGGUUGCCUCGGCCUUGCGGGACUUCGGAAACUAGUCAAGGCUGGAGAAAUUCCUGCUGGAAGCAACUGUGGAGUGGUCAUUUCGGGUGGCAACGUGGACAUGGCUAGAUACUGUGAUCUCAUUUCAACGUAG
Molecule: messenger RNA, 1002 nt
Organism: Cylindrotheca closterium
Lineage: Eukaryota; Bacillariophyta; Bacillariophyceae; Bacillariales; Bacillariaceae
Source: the annotation of a GenBank genome assembly